Fundulus heteroclitus (mummichog) is the source of this 1971-nucleotide messenger RNA. Its product is annotated as deoxyribonuclease-1. Lineage: Eukaryota; Metazoa; Chordata; Actinopteri; Cyprinodontiformes; Fundulidae. The record is from RefSeq and is a predicted model, not a curated record. The coding region runs from base 463 to 1383 and encodes 306 amino acids. The transcript is spliced from 10 exons. Gene Ontology annotation, molecular function: DNA nuclease activity. Gene Ontology annotation, biological process: DNA catabolic process. Gene Ontology annotation, cellular component: nucleus.
GUUUGAUUCUACUUUCUGAUGGUGGUUGCGCUUCGUCUGCAUUCUUUAAAUGUCUUCAAGAAACGUCAGAGCAUAUCAUAUUUAUGAUGCUUUUCAUUUCCAAAGCACAGACCCAGAGAGGAACUAACCUCUUCUCACACGCAGCUCGUGUCUUUAUGCUGUCCACCAGUCUGAGAGACAAGCAGAUCCAGCAGCAGGUUUCUAAGCAGGAAGGCAUUAAGGGGCUGGGUUUUUGUUUUGCUACUUUUUUUCUUUGUCUAUUUUGAACCUGUUCCACCGCUUGGCUUUCGACCAAUCAAACAGCCGGUCUUCAGACUCUAAACAUUUCUUUGGUAGUAAUCCAGCACUUGCUUAAGAGUGAAGUCUCCACAUCUACAGCAGAAGUCCUCAUUUUGUUGGAUUUUAACUUUAACUCUUUUUGGAGUGGAGCAGCAGCAGAUUUAACUGCAGCUUUCAGCCACCAUGAGAAUCGCUGCGUUUAACGUUAGGAAGUUUGGACAGAAGAAAGUGUCGGACCCUGAGGUUUUGAAGACCCUUGUUAAGAUUAUUUCUCGUUAUGACAUCAUUGUGAUCCUGGAGGUCGUGGACGUUACCGGGAAAUCAGUGGAGACUCUAAUGAAAGCUCUCAAUAGACCCAACAGAAAGCAUCACUACACUCUUAAAAUCAGCAAACGUCUGGGCCGAACACGCUACAAGGAACAAUUCAUGUUUCUGUACAGGGAUGACUUUGUUGACCUGCUUGACUCAUACCAGUUUGAUGACGAGAAGACUAAAGGCCAGGAUGUCAUUGACAGGGAUCCAUAUAUCCUUCGAUUCAACUGCCAGAAUACAGAUCUGGUGAUGAUCCCAGUUCACACCAAACCAGAGGACGCAAAGAAGGAACUGGAUGAACUCUAUGACGUCUUUGUUGAGGUCACGAAGAAGUGGAAGACGAACAAUGUGAUGAUCCUGGGCGAUUUCAAUGCGGGCGGCUCGUACGUUUCCAAGAAGGCCAUGGAGACCAUCAAAAUCCGCAGCAACAAGAACUUCCACUGGCUGAUUGGAGAUGACGUGGACACCACUGCAAGCAAUGAAAACACCUACACAUAUGACCGGAUUGUUGUCUACGGGGACGACAUGCUUCAGGCUGUUGUUCCAAAAUCUGCUAAAACCUUCAACUUCCAGGACGCCUACAAUCUCUCUGAUGAGGAGGCUUUGAAAGUGAGCGACCAUUAUCCAGUGGAGGUGGAGCUGAAGGUUGAAGGAAAAGAUGCUGCUGGUGGUGGUGUUAUAGCGGGAAACAAGAAUUCUGCUUCGGGAAGGAGAGAAACUCAACCUGAAGAUCGAGAUCCUUCAGAUGAUGGUCACAGAAAUGCCAUAUUUCGGUGUUGUUGUUUGUCCUGAAGAUGUUAGAUCCAUUGGAAAAACAAGCAAAGUAACUAUGAACUACUAUCAUACUGGUUACCUACCUCUUACAGUCUGUGCUACUAGUUACCACUUGAACAAGGUUCAAUGGACUACCAAAUAAUGUGGUCCUGGGGCCUUGUGUAUAAAGCUUGUCUAAGCAUUAGAAAAAUUUGCUGUGCAAUGUUUAUGCACAACUCACGCUGCAUGAAAAAUUAAUGUGUGAAAGUGUUUAGAAAUUGAUGCAAAUCUUUUACCUGCCAUGAAAAUGUGAGGCUGCAAUGCAGAGUUUUUCAAUCGACAAUAACAAACCAUAAAGUCAAGGCAAGUUUAUUUGCUUAGCACAUUUCAGUAGCAAGACAAUUCAAAGUGCUGUGCAAAACCCAUCCUGAAUAACUGGCUCAGAGAUUAUCUACUUCGCUGCAUUUUUUCUCUUGGAGACAGCCACCUAUGGAGCUAGUCUGCCAUCACCCUUUCUCAUAUUGAAAGUACUCUCGGACCGGUGCUUCUGUGCUUUCUGUGUCUCUUCUCUAAGCCCCAGUGGGUGGAGGCAGAUGAGCGUUCACACUGAGCCUGGUUCUGGUUCUG